AUGAAUUCAGGAGUUUCGAUUCAAUUUCCUCUCUUUGACGAGACCCAUUCGUGUCGUAUUUUUGAGCAGCAAUAUUCGCAAAUUUAUUUUGUCAGACUAAACCAACUACGCCAAUCUAUUCUUGAAUCAUUUCUGUCUUCAACGACUUCGACUUCACCAACACACACGCAAUGCAGACUUUUGGAUCUAAAAUUGGAUGUUCCAUCUUUUGUUGUUGGAACAAUUUAUAUAGAUCUUCCCAAAAAGCCGAAUGUUCUUUCUGAGCUUUCAACACAACUGAACAUCAAUUCUUCUUUUCCUCAAUAUUUCGGAAAUGACAUCCCAGCGUAUGGCGAUGAUAACGCCUUUGCUAGAAACAUUUUUGCAGAAGAUGAAUCUGGAAGAAUACAAAUUACCUUUUCUGAAAAUGUAAAGCUUCGAAGUUUUGUUACCUCUGGUAUGGUUCUAGGUCUCACCGGCCGACAAGCCAAAAUUGAGAAAAAACCACUCUUUGUGGUGGACUCCAUAUAUUUCGCCUCAUCUUUCGAUAACCUCACUCCGGUUUUUGCACUACCUAACAUUAAGAAAAAAAUUUCCUCCAACGAUAUUGUCAUUGCAUGUUCGCUAUUUUCCUCCUUUGAAUCGGAAAAUUUCCUAAGCCUGCAAAAAAUGUUUUCCUUUCUACAGAUGGAAGAAAUGAACACCCCGAAUAGAGUUAUAAUUGCUGGAAAUAUUUGUGCCUUAGAUUCUCAAGCUGAUGCGGAUACAGCAUGUUUUAUUUCUGAUCUUGACAAUUUUAUUUACGAAUAUCUCGUUGAUACAAAUAAGUCUGUCAUUCUUAUUCCUGGCUCUAAUGAUCCCACCUCAAUUUCCCUGCCUCAAAGGCCUAUAGUUAGAGGGCUAUUUGAGAAGAGUUCUUCCCUUUUAAAAUCUCAAUUUGAAUUGACAACAAAUCCUUCCUAUUUGACAUUGGACGGGAAAAAGGUUUUGGUCGUGUCCGGCCAAAAUAUCGAUGACAUGGCCAGAUAUUAUGCCAAGCGAGCUUCUCAUUCUGAAAAUCUUGAUGAAGGGCAACUCAGGCUUAUCCUUGCGCAAAUUACUUUGGUCUCCAGACACAUUGCACCAACAGCACCAGAUACAUUAUGUUGA
Messenger RNA from Mitosporidium daphniae, 1128 nucleotides. RefSeq lists its product as uncharacterized. The record is from RefSeq and is a predicted model, not a curated record. Gene Ontology annotation, biological process: DNA strand elongation involved in DNA replication; DNA replication. The coding region runs from base 1 to 1128 and encodes 375 amino acids. Lineage: Eukaryota; Fungi; Microsporidia. Gene Ontology annotation, cellular component: delta DNA polymerase complex. Gene Ontology annotation, molecular function: DNA binding. The transcript has 3 exons.